This is a messenger RNA of Anopheles cruzii, 4703 nucleotides long. RefSeq names its product nose resistant to fluoxetine protein 6-like. The coding region runs from base 1 to 3624 and encodes 1207 amino acids. The record is from RefSeq and is a predicted model, not a curated record. Gene Ontology annotation, molecular function: acyltransferase activity, transferring groups other than amino-acyl groups. The transcript has 6 exons. NCBI's taxonomy places the organism in Eukaryota, Metazoa, Arthropoda, Insecta, Diptera, Culicidae.
AUGGCGCCAGUCUACAAGCUGGGCCUGUGGGGCAUCCUCUCGUUGGCCGCCCUGCUGAUUGUCCUUGUCGGCGACGAGACCGCGGCCUUCCGGCUGCGGGAUCACGCUUCGGAAGAGGAUGACCGGAGUGUGCAUACGGCCGGUGCGCUGAACCGGCGGAUCUUCGCGCUGGGCCGGGGAGAACGUGCCAAACCGAAAUCCUGGUCGCGGCUGCCAAAAGAUGAGUACGAUGACAACGAUAACGACGACGAUGGUGGUGAUGAUGAUGAAAACGGUGACAACGAGUACGAGCAGGCAGCCAUCCGUCGGGCUGCGGAAAAACGAUUUGGGUUCGCCGGCCGCCGAGAACCGCCCGCCGGGAGUAGUGCUGCGAAGCGUCGGGAAGACGUCCGCUGGCGGUUGGACAAGGACGACGACGAUGAGGACAACGACGACGACGACGACGACGACGACGACGACGACGACGACGAUGUUUCUGGGGAUGAAGAAGACGACGGUGAGGUUAGGACUAUUUUUAAUCUGUACGGGUGGCUUGGAUCGACAAGGAGCAGCGAUCGAACAGUGUCAACAACAUCCGAUUCCCAUAGUGACGACGAUCGCAAAGCUCGGCACAAGGAGGUCGCUUCGUCAAGAUCGUCGAGCAAGCAGCGGAGAAGCCCGAAGGCGGAGAGUGAUCUGCAAGCAGCAGCCGACGGGUUCGAAAAUGGUGGCGGAUUGCUGGAAUCGAUCCGAGGGUUUUUGGAGGCAGCCAAAACAAAAACAUCGGCCCUCAGCUUCGAUGCGAGUGUGCUGAAUUGGAUCGAAAAGUUUACCAACACUCCGACGGAUGAUGAGGAUACCGUAGGCUGGUUCCAGGUCAGUGGCAGCGGCAGUGACUCGCCCAUCGUGAGCCCACGGAAAGACGAAUCAGGCUCCUCGGAUGAACUCAAAAACGCUCCCGGUACCGGUGACCCCAAAAAGAUGCAGUCGAAACAGGACUCCGCUUUCGUGCAGCUGCUGAACGAGAGCCCACUCACGUCGCUGUUCAGCAGCGACGAGCUGCCGGAGGAAGCCCCGAUCGAUGCGGCGCCCAAGACCCCACCCAAGGUGCCGCACGGUCGGUCGAAAGUGGUCAAGGAGCGCAUCGCGAUAUCGCCGGAAGACUUCCAGCAGCUACUGCUGCGGGUACCCUCAUUCGUGCCGGACUACUCGCGAGUCGCCAAUCCAGAGUGCCAGCGGCAGGGCCAGAUUUUCGAGCGCCAGCUGCGAGGCAAGCGACUCUGGGCACUGAAGAUGAUCGACGCUAGUGCCAAGCUCAGCUCGGGGUUGCUGCAGGGCAACGCGCACCAGCUCGGUGACUACGACCUGUGCACGGGCAUCUCCACCAAGGUGCAGGUUACCGGUAGCGAACAGGUGCGCAUCCGCGGGAAGUACUGCCUGGCUCACAUCGACGUCGUCGCCGAAGACGACGAGCUACAGCUACCGGUGCAUUUGCUGCAUGGCCGUGGCUUCAUUCGCAGCACGCUGAACGAUCCGAAUCACUUUCUUCCACGGUUUACCACGAUCAACUGGGGUAUCUGCCUGCCAGCUGCGUGCACCUUCGAGGACGCCGGCAGCAUCGUGAAGAACUUCGUCGGUCCGUACAACUCGACCGGCAUCAGAAUAUACCUGGAGCUCGAGGAGGGCAACUGUCACGUACGUCAGACGCGCAGUCGGAUGCUGCCGGUCCGGGAAAAUUGGAAGCUAAUGAUGGCUAUUGGCUUCUACACAUUCGUCGUGGUCGUAACGGUCGUGGCUACGCUGAACGACUACGAGAUCUUCAUCAAGAUAGACCCACCGGCGGCCGGCAGCGGAGGUACUGCCGCACCCGAGCAGCCUACAAACGUGCUGCACCAGAUGUUGAUGGCAUUUUCGCUCAAAAAAACACUACAUCAAAUCUUGGGUGGCGUACCGGAAGGCUACGAGCAAACGGAAGACCGACCGACGUUCGCGUGUCUGUACGGGCUGAAGGGUGUUGCCAGUGUGGCGCUAUUUUUCGCCCUCCGCCUGGUGCCGCUAGGGUUCCAACCGUUCACGAACCGGAACGAGUUCACCGAGAGUUUUAACGCGCCCUGGAGUGUGGCCGUCCGGGUGCUAAUGCUCUACGCCGACCUCUACUUGGUGGUCAGUGGGUUCUUGGCUGCGCACCAUAUGAUGCACGAAUACCAGACGCGCAGUCGGCUGGCGUGGUUCAAGCGUCUCGUGGGUCGGUACCUAAGACUAACGUUCCCGCUGAUUCCGGUGUUGGCAUUCUACGCCCUCAUCUGGGAGCACCUGGGCAGCGGUCCUCAGUGGGGCGACGUCGUGGUCAAGAAUGCCAACCUGUGCAAGCACAACUACCACAGCAAUCUGCUGUUCAUUCACAACUGGUAUCCGAUCGAGGAAACGUGUGCCCCCCACACCUUCCAGCUAGCGAUCGAGAUGCAGCUGAGCGUGCUGGCACCGUUUCUGAUGAUUGUGCUCACCAAGAACCGGUUCUACGGGAUGAUCGCCUACGUCCUGUUGCACUGCCUGUCGACGGCGAUCCGCUUCUCGAGUACCAUGGAGGACCGCCUGGUGCCGUACAUCUUCCACGGUGUGCGCCUCACGCAGCUCUACCGUACGCUUAACCUGUCGCUGACCGAAACCCUGCACCGCAUCACUCCGUACCUGACCGGCUUCGGGCUUGGCUGUUUGCUGCAGGAGACGCAAGACCGACAGUCGCGACACCAGGAACGUGGCAUCCGGUGGAGUGGCUGGUUAGGUGCCGGCGUCGCGCUGCUGUGGUGCCUUCUGUCGCCGCUCGAGAUCGUGCGCAACGACUUCCAGUACGAGCCCCUGGAAGCGGCCCAGUACGCAGCCCUGGCUCCCCUCGCUUGGUCACUGGGCAUCUGCUGGGUCAUCUUCUACUGCAUCACUGAGGACUCCAGCGCACUGAAUCGGCUGCUAAGCUCGCGCCCGCUCGUGCUGCUGGGCCACCUCUCGUACUCGCUGUCGCUCGUUCAGUUUCUCGUGUUCUUUUACUUCGUUGGCACGACCCGCGGUAGCGAGGUGUUUAGCCUCGGGACCUACAUCAACCGUACCGAGCUGUGCCUUCUGGUCGGGGCCGCUCUCUCCAUUGCGCUCCUGUUCGACCUGCCGAUCCAGAACGUGAAACGCUUUCUCGAUACGGCCGGCGUGCUAGAUUCGUUCGAGAACGUCGAGCCUGUUGAGGUAAAACAACCACCCGCGGUCAGUCCAGCUGUCGACGGGGAAGAAUAUUCCCAAGAAUUGGGCGAGCUAACGUCCACGACACCUGCCACAGUGUUGGCAUCGGAAGGGGAGAACGAACCAGAACCACCACAGAACGCAGACGAUGAAGAAGUCGAGGACUUUUGGGCACAGAGCAGUGCGCAGGAGUUGACCAAUACGGCCGAUGGAUCCCAGCAGUCAACAAAACCGGAGCCCGAAACGGAACGGGAUGAGAAAACCGACCUGCACGAAGAGCUAGGGGAAGACUACUACGAGGAGGAGGAGGAAGAAGAAGAAGAAGAAGAGGCAGAGAUUGACGAAGAGAAAGAGGUCAAGCGAAGACCCACAACGAACGGGCGCGAAUGGUCUCGGACGUGGGAUUUGUUGGACGACUAACGCCCGUUGGUCGCUGAAAUCGAACUAAAUGCAGGUAACUAUAAGGGUGUACAAACACGUUUGGACGCGCGCAUCUUAUGUCAUUCGUCGCUUGAAUGCACGAUAAACGAUAAAAUUUCUUGUUUAAAUUAACGAACGCCUGUUGAUCCGUUCGAAAUUAUAAAGACUAUAUAUUUGUUGCUAUCGUUCGAACAAGCUUGUACCACUAGGUAACAGAGGGCAGCACAGGCGGGCUUGAAAUUUAGAACUCGAGGCACUCGAGCGGCUGUCAGCUGUCAGUGCUGGGUACUAAAUCAAAACAAAACAUAAAAUAGAACAGCUCCAGUUGGUUAAAAAGGUCCAUCGCGUGAAAAUGAACAUUCGUAUUCUCUAUCUGUUGUGUACCGUGCCAAUCGACGCAUUUUAUAUCACACCACAUCACCCACCAAUUUCACAACUACGAACAGACUAAUGACCCCCGCGGGGCCACGUAUGUAAAGGCCGCUUUGAAUCCGCUUUUUCCGAGAACUGUGGGCGAUCGUCCGUUGAGAUUACGCUUGGCGGUUUCUGUAUUCAACAACUACAGUUUUCUUUCUCAAGUUUUUAAGGAACGAUAUCCUUCGGCACGUUAUGAAGCCUGCGACAGUCAAUGGAGUCAAUGGCCUCCUAUUAUCUGGAGUUGCAAAUACCAGCGAAACGCCGAACAAAGCAUUGUAUGAUAAUGUGGCGAACUUCUGUGGUUCCGUGUGACCUUUCACUGCAUCUGCAUCUGCAACAACCAUCUCUGCCACCAAAAAACUACCACCUGAACCAAACGUUGUCUAUUUAUAUUUCGCUAGUGCCUGGAGAGUAACGAAGCAGCGCAUCUACCAUGUCUUACGAUUUUGCUGGGCGCAAUCCGGAUUUGUUCCUGAAGUUACGGAUCACCUGUUGCUUCGAGGGAACAAAAGCAAUGCCAGAAUGAAUCAACUUUUUUGAAAAAGGUUCACAACGUUUCCUAAGAUGCUGUCUCAUUAUGCUAAACAAGCGGGGUGUUUAGUUAGGAGAGAGUGAUUAAAUAUUCUGCAUAUAGCAAAUGGUUAGGUAGCAUAUUAACUAUC